Messenger RNA from Penicillium hordei, 351 nucleotides. RefSeq lists its product as uncharacterized. The transcript has a single exon. The record is from RefSeq and is a predicted model, not a curated record. NCBI's taxonomy places the organism in Eukaryota, Fungi, Ascomycota, Eurotiomycetes, Eurotiales, Aspergillaceae. Bases 1 to 351 code for a protein of 116 amino acids.
AUGGACAACCUUCGAGAGACUGAUAUUGAGAGCUACAUUGUGGGUUUAAAUGAUGAUGCCAUUGAAGAAAUAGCAAACCAUAUUCAGAGUACACCAGUGGAUCGACUUGAAAGAGCCGAGACUGACCCUGGUGACCCUGGUGAUUUUGACGACGAAGCUGAGGAAAACAUCCUAUCUUCUCAGGGGAUUGAAGAUGUUUUCAGAAGUGAUACGCAGGACCCAUCCUUAUCACGGGAGCAGGUCUUUCUUGACUUGCACAAUACGGAGGACCUCACAUACCAGUUGGUCGAAUCCACACAAACAUUGAAGACCGAGGGUCAGAAUUACCCUGAAAGCAGAGACUAUAAUUAA